AUGGAUUCCGGCGGUAUCAAACAUCACUGGAACAACUACAGCUUUACAUCUCCCAAACUCUUAACGUUAGCUCGUGGUUUAACGCCGUGCAUUAUAAGGGUUGGUGGAACAGAUGCUGAUUACGUCAUCUUUACGAGAAAUAACACCGAACAAUCAUCAAGCAAGCAGAAUUAUGGCGAUCAUUACAACUUUACUAUGUCUGCCGGUGACUGGGAUAAAAUUAACAUCUUCGCAAAUAGCACUGGUUGGGAUUUGAUAUUUGAUCUGAACAUAGCUCCACGCGUUAAUGGUCAGUGGGAUACGACCAACGCCAUGGAACUGCUCAAGUAUACAGCGGAAAAGGGAUACAAAUUGUAUGGAUUUGAAUUGGGAAAUGAACUAAACAUUUCUCCACAGUUUCACGUCAAUGCCCAACAAUCUGCUGUGGAUUUUCUUAGUUUGAGGAAGAUACUGAAGUCUAUUCCUAGCUUGUCGUCAUCUCUCGUCAUCGGACCUGAUGUGGCUGGGUUAGUCGUGAGUUUUACGGACGAGUUUCUUGAAGCUGGUGGAGUAAUCGCAGUAGAUGUCGUUACGUUUCAUCACUACUACAUGGGUGGAUCGGCAGCAACCGUUGAUAAAUUCAAAGAUCCGUCGAUACUCGAUUCAUUGGCACCACAGAUUAUAGAAUCAGUAGCAGCGAUUGGUAAAACCGCACCCGGUAAACCUGUGUGGCUGGGCGAAACAUCCACAACAUGGAGCGCCGGACCAGAUAAUAUCGGCUCUGCAUAUGUGGCCAGUUUUAUGUGGUUGGACAAAUUGGGCGUCUGUGCUCGUUAUGGUGUUAAGGGAGUCUUAAGGCAAACUUUUAGUGGCAACGGCGCAUUGCUUGGUCCAUCUGACUUUGAUCCCAAUACUGAUUACUGGAUAUCUGUGUUGUACAAAAGGCUGGUUGGUGGUAACGUGUUUAACGUAACGCAGAGCUCAGAUCGUAAUAUUAGAAUGUACGCCCAUUGUACAAAAAUUCCCAGCACGAUGGGGUAUGAGAGAGGAAGUGUAACUGUUUAUAUCUUAAAUCUCGGAAGUGACGCAGUAACUCUGGAUAUUACUGUAUAA
This is a messenger RNA of Patella vulgata (common limpet), 1092 nucleotides long. Its product is annotated as heparanase-like. The coding region runs from base 1 to 1092 and encodes 363 amino acids. Gene Ontology annotation, cellular component: extracellular matrix; membrane. The transcript has 2 exons. Gene Ontology annotation, molecular function: hydrolase activity, acting on glycosyl bonds. Lineage: Eukaryota; Metazoa; Mollusca; Gastropoda; Patellidae. The record is from RefSeq and is a predicted model, not a curated record.